GAAGUCGAGGAGGCACAAUCGGAGGCAGAUCGGCGGACUAACUAUCACGCGGACCUCGUGUAGGUAUAAUGGUCGUGAGCAAUUUGUUGUGUGUACAUAAGUCGCCUAAAUAGUUAGGUAUUUUAGUUUGGUUGUUGGUUUGUUGUCAAGGAUACGCUACACACAUCGCGCGGUUACCGAAGUAACGCAAAAUACAAAACAGUUCCAAUCGGUACGUUCGCCUGUUCGCAACCUAGCAAGGAUAAUACCUGCUUUGGGUAGCCGUGCUCUGGAAAAAGGCCCGUAUGGUGGCGUGUGGUAUAUCGCGGUCUUUCCGAAUAGCAAGUGUUUGAACCCCCUCUCGGUCCUUCCGCUGCUUCCGGUAAGGUUCUUGGUGCCUGGGAAUAAAGUAGCCUAGAACCAAUUGCUGCUUGCCUCGCGUGGAAUUUGUUUGUUGAAUUAGUGGUGUGCAGUGGCAGGAGGUGGCUCCUCUCGGAAGUCGUCGCACCGCGUUUCUUGGAGGGGGAAAAGGACUCUUCCGAAAGGCUCAGCAGGACUCUUGAUACCAGCAGCAAGCAGAAGUAGUGUGAACUCCUACCUGUACUCACGAGUGAGCGAGCAAGCGAGGGUAGACUUUAAACCCCGGCGCUCAUGGCCAAUAAUCAUUUGAUUUUGUGAAUUACCAAGAUUUGGUUCGGAUUCCAGCUUUAAAGGAUAACGAGCGCUCACCGGAGCCACACACGCCACAGGACAAACGCCUCGGAUUAGAGGGCUCUACUAGUGCGUCGAAACAGACCUUGCUUGGUCGACCAGCAUUUGGCCAGCAGUAGUGCUUCUGCUAUUAUGGUGGACUCGCGUGUUCUCAAGAUCCUCCCUUCAGUUGUUCAGUUUUUUAUCCUUGGUUUUCCCAUAUCUGUGAACUAAAUCCAUCCAGUUAUCCCAAAAGUGAAAUUUCAUUUUUCCCUGUGUAAAAGUAUAUGUUAAAAAUUGGAUUUUGUUUUUCUGUUAAACAUUUUCCACGUGGUAACCAGUGAGUUGAAAACAUAAAAUUACCCCAAUCACCAACCAAAAAUCGCAUUCGUCGGUCGAGUUCUAUCGUCAAGUCAAGUUCUUCCAGCGAGCGGCAGAAGCCUCAUUGUCUGAAAUAAAUUUUCCGGUCACGGUGCUAUGGUUUCAUCCACCACCAUUCAAUGGCGCCACAAAACUCUACGCUAAUUCAUGGAACGAAUGCCGGAACGACCUCGGCGGCCGUCUCAGCCGGUGCCACCACCGAUGAGGAAUUGAGCAGUUACAGCCCGAUUUUGCCGGCCCGGGGAACCAGCUAUCGUCGCCAUCCGCCCCCGCCACCCUCGGUCACCGGCGAGUAUGGCACCGGAGGAAGCCGCCGUUUCCACCAGGACACCGGAAAGGGGGCGGUGAAACGCGAAACGAGAAAGAGUUACUAUCGCGAUUCGGCCAACGAUACGGAGGAGGAUGAUGAAGCGGUCAUCAGGGAUUACAUGGGAACCGGAAAGCAGGAGCAAGGAGCAGUUGGAACUGAUCGUCCAGUGGAUGGUGAUGAAACUAAGCUUGAAGGUGGCGUUCCGGAUGAGGAGGUAGAAAUCCCUAUCUGGAUCCGGGGUGAUCCACGUUUUGUUGCCGGUAUCAACGAUGCCACGACCUGUAACCACAUCAUACAAGCUCUGAUCGAAGAUGAACUGCAGAAUGGGAAAUACAGUAAAGCAGAUGCCGCAGUGUCGCGUGAUGUCAACGAUUACGUGAUAACGGAACGAUGGCGUGAGGUCGAACAAGUGCUCACUGGCGACACACGAAUCCUUUCGAUCUGGAACGCCUGGGGCGACGCCAAGAAUGAGGUGCAAUUUCGUCUGAAAAUAAACAAAGCCAACGGUGAUCAUGCCAAAUCAAGCAAGGAAACCAAAUCCAAAAAACACAAGGAAAAAAUUGGUCUCAUUAAUCGGAUGAUGAGGAAAGUGCUGAAACAGGGCGAAGCGAUCCAAAACCAUCUCACUAUGAUGAGUCAAAAAUCAGCCGAAAAGCGAAACCAGGAAAAGUUCCGUCGCUACGUCAAAAAAAACUGUGGAAAAACGGUUAUCAUGGAGAAUUUCCUCGAGGAUGCAACUACCCUGUAUGACAUAUCGAACCCCAGCGACGAGGGAAACCAGGACAACUGUCACUGCAAGAGCAAAUCCCGUCGAAACACUUUCCCCAGUAAACUAUUUUCAGCGAAGAAAACCAAAGAACCCAAGGUGCUUAAAACCAAAUUCUACGAAUCGUCGGACCAGUUGGAUGCGCUUAAGAAUGAAGAUGAACUGUUGCUGGUCAUUGAACACACCUCGGACAGUGAUAGUGGCAUUUUCACCAACAAUCAGUUGGGUCGUAAGAACACGUUGCCGAAAAAGCCAAGCUUUGGUUCCAUGGUCGAAAUAGAUAAAUUUACCAAAGAUCACCCGGCUGAGGAAAUGGCUUUGACCGAUAGUACCCCGAAGCGGAAGUUCCGCACCAAACGGCGCCAGGUCACUGCCAGGAAUCGCAACAUGAACCGUCGUAAGCUUAGUUACGAAGAUGACGAAGGUGAUGAUGACGAUGAGGAUGAUGAGGGGACAGGUGACGAUCUUACGCCACCCGUUGAUGACUUUGAGAACAUGAACAUCGAGUUGCGCAAGGGAACAUUCAAUCGUACAUCGUUCCGUUUCGAUCUGAUCCGCCAAGAAAUAUCAACCAAAAUGAAUGAAAUGCAACAGCUGCUGGAACAGGAAGAAGAUCUACUCCGCCGUCUAAAGAUGAAAAGUGCCAAAUUCCAGGCGGAGAACCAGAUCUACCGGUCCCACAUGGGACUGGACUUCCACGUUGACCGUCUGCAGGAAUCGAUCGAUACUUGCGCCAAGGAGAUCAUCGAAAUCGAACAGGAGCUGUUGCAAACUAAGGCCGAAAUCGAAGAGAAGUCCCCACUUAUCGAAAACCUUAGAACACUACUCGAAGAGCAGGAAGCUCGCCAGUACCGUGGCUAUUACUCAUCCUAUACCCCAUCUGGAUCCACGGCCGACAGCCUGAACGAGUUCUCUUCCACGAUCGGAGCAAUGGCCCUUCCCGGUGGCGGCAGUGGCACAACAGUAGGCUCUUCGAAACACAGCGUGGCUUCCGGCCGGCGGAACAAGGCCCGCGAAACCGAAUUUGUUGACAAUAUCCAUGAAUUUUGUGAUAAUAACCAGAGCUUUGUAGUCUAAAUGACAUAGAUUUUACGAGCUUGGAAAAAAAAUUAUUGUUAAGAAAAAAGAAACGAUACGUUUGCUAUACGGAUUAUAAUGCUCAAAUACUGUUCUUGUAUAUUGAAAAUUAUAUAUUUUAACUGUUGUUCUAUAUAUUUUGAUUGUGCAUAUCAAAUAAACGUUUACUUAUUCUAUAUCUAUUUCAAA
Uranotaenia lowii is the source of this 3392-nucleotide messenger RNA. RefSeq lists its product as uncharacterized. The transcript has 7 exons. NCBI's taxonomy places the organism in Eukaryota, Metazoa, Arthropoda, Insecta, Diptera, Culicidae. The record is from RefSeq and is a predicted model, not a curated record. Bases 1170 to 3203 code for a protein of 677 amino acids.